GCACGAGAUCGGUCUCCGUCGACUCCGAUCUCUCCUUAUCGUAAAUUGUGUUCAGCGGCUUCGCAACCAACCCCAGCAUCGCCGAAGCAUGCUCCGCCAGUUCUCCGUCCUUCCGCCGCCGCCGCUGCCCUCUCGCUCUCCUCCGCUCCGCCCCGCUCCUCGGCUCCUGCUCCCCUCCGAUGGCUGCUCGUUGAACCUCCUCCACUCUCGCCGCCGCCGCCGCCGCCGCCGCCCGCUUGUGAUUGUCCUCGGUUCCGGUGGCGGCGACCGGUGGAAGCUCACCGAUCUCGAUCCAAAUGCGGUGCAGGAUAGGCUCCGAUCGUGGCUUGUCAAAGCGCGGACGCUGCUCACCGAGGUAGCGACGCCCAUCGUGAAGCCCGGGCAGGGGCGGAAGCCUGCCACCGCGCGGGAGCUGGAGAACAUGGCCGUCGAGGAGGAGGUCUUCGUGGCCUCUGAGAUGACAGUGGAUCGGAGGACGACGAACGGCUUUCUUUCGUUCGCCGCCGCCGUCUCCAUCGAACAAUUCGCUAGGAUGAACGGUCUGACGGGGCGGAAGAUGCAGAAGAUAUUUGAAGCGCUCGCCCCGGAGACCAUUCGGACUGAUGCUAGGAGCCUGGUGGAGUAUUGCUGCUUUAGGUACCUCUCGAGAGACAGCUCUGAUAUCCACCCUAGCUUAAAGGAGCAUGCAUUUCAGAGGCUUAUUUUUGUGACUAUGCUCGCUUGGGAGCAGCCAUAUGCCAGGGAUGGCGGAUCACAAUUUUUGCAGGAUACUUCUUCUUUUCAGGGCCAAUUAGUUGGAGAAGAUGCUUUUGUUCGAAUAGCUCCAGCUGUUGCAGGUGUGUCUGAUGUAUCAACAGCACAUUCUCUCUUUAAGGCUCUGGCUGGAGAUGAACAAGGGAUUUCUUUGAGCUUGUGGACUACAUACCUUGCCGAACUUCUGAAGGUACAUCAGGGAAGACAAUCAUAUGAAAAUGGAGAUUUCGUGUUGCCAUAUGAGCAACUUCUAUGCAUAGGUUCAAGCAGGAAGCGGCCUGUCUUAAAAUGGGAGAAUAACAUUGCAUGGCCUGGAAAUUUGACUUUGACAAAUAAAGCGUUAUAUUUUGAGGCCAUUGGACUGACAGGUACUAAAAAGUCAGUGAGACUGGAUCUCACAUGUCAUGGUUCACGGAUUGAGAAAACAAAAGUUGGACCAUUUGCAUCCAAACUUUUUGAUUCUGCUGUAUCUGUUUCUUCCGGUUUGAACUCUGAAACUUGGAUCCUGGAAUUUGUUGAUUUUGGUGGUGAAAUGAGACGAGAUGUUUGGCAUGCUUUUAUACGUGAGAUUAUUUCGUUAUAUGAGUUUCUACGUGAAUAUGGACCAGAUGAUGAUGAUCCAUCAAUCCAUGAUGUAUAUGGUGCUCAUAAAGGAAAGAGAAGAGCUAUUAGAAGUGCAGCAAACAAUAUUGCAAGGCUACAAUGCCUUCAGUUCAUUAGGAAAUUGUCAGAGGAUCCAGCUAAACUGGUUCAAUUCUCAUAUUUACGGAAUAUACCUUAUGGUGAUGUUGUUUUCCAAACUUUAGCUGUAAGUUUUUGGGGUGGGCCACUUGUAACAAAAUUUAAGCAUACAAAUAAUCUACCAGUUCAGCGGAUGAAAUCUGUUGAAGACCUUUCUGGUAGCAAUGUUCACUUGAUUGACAUAGAUGGUAGUGUGUACUUGCGGAAGUGGAUGAAAUCUCCAAGUUGGUCAUCUAGCUCAUCAGUCACCUUCUGGAAGAAUUCUUUGGUUAAACAUGGGAUUGUAUUGGCUAAAAACCUAGUUGUAGCUGAUUUGAGUCUCGUAGAAAGGGCAGCAUUGACAUGCAAAGAGAAGAGCCGAAUAGUGGAGAAGACUCAAGCAACAAUUGAUGCUGCUAUGAUUAAAGGAAUCCCAAGCAAUAUUGAUCUUUUCAAGGAGCUAAUGCUUCCUUUGGUAGUCGUUGCCCAGAAAUUUGACAAACUUAGGCGUUGGGAGAAGCCACGUGUGACUAUAUCUUUCCUUGUUUUUGCCUAUACCAUCAUUUUCACAAAUCUACUCUCAUAUGUACUCCCAGCAACACUAAUAGUUAUGGCUACCACCAUGCUAUUACUGAAGGGUCUCAAAGAACAAGGUCGUUUGGGGAGAUUUUUUGGUAGAGUUGUAAUACGUGAUCAACCACCCUCAAACACAAUCCAGAAGAUUAUUGCUCUUAAAGAGGCCAUGGCAUACGUGGAGAAUUAUCUUCAGAACAUAAAUGUUAUUCUCUUGAAGAUUAGAACUAUUAUGCUAUCAGUUCAACCUGAGGUAACAUUUGAAGUUGCCGUCGUGCUACUUGGUUCCGCAAUCAGUCUCCUUGUGAUUCCUUUCAAGUAUAUUCUUGCUUUCAUUAUCUUUGAUCUUUUCACUCGUGAGCUACAAUUCCGAAGGGAAAUGGUGAUGAAAUUUGUGAGCUUUCUAAGGGAACGGUGGGCAGGCAUCCAUGCUGCCCCUGUGGUAGUAUUACCAUACGAGAGCCCUGAAACUGUCACGGAAGGAGUCAACACAACCAAUCCAGAUCGCAUAAAGUCUGGGAGAAUAUUAGGAAAUGGGAGUGCAGCGAAGUCAUAGCAUACAGAUACAUGAAAUGUAAAAUGAAAUACCGUUGUUUGUAUAUUAUAAUUAACAGGCAUUCAUUAAGGAUGUGCAAACUUUAUUCUGUAAAUGCAUGCAACUCUUCAAUUUUUAAAGAUGUAUAGAAUCAUAUUUUUUUUGUCC
Molecule: messenger RNA, 2749 nt
Organism: Musa acuminata AAA Group (dessert banana)
Lineage: Eukaryota; Viridiplantae; Streptophyta; Magnoliopsida; Zingiberales; Musaceae
Exons: 11
Coding region: 89-2602 (837 amino acids)
Source: RefSeq, a predicted model, not a curated record